Messenger RNA from Nicrophorus vespilloides, 2171 nucleotides. It is a transcript of the gene lqf, whose product is annotated as epsin-2. The coding region runs from base 265 to 1938 and encodes 557 amino acids. Gene Ontology annotation, cellular component: endosome; plasma membrane; clathrin vesicle coat. Gene Ontology annotation, molecular function: phospholipid binding; clathrin binding. Lineage: Eukaryota; Metazoa; Arthropoda; Insecta; Coleoptera; Silphidae. Gene Ontology annotation, biological process: endocytosis. The record is from RefSeq and is a predicted model, not a curated record. The transcript has 8 exons.
UGUCGAUCGGCCAUCUUGGAAUUACCUAUGAAGUGAAAUGAGUAGUGUCAUCAUUCGGGCCGAAAUGUUUAAAUAACAAAAGGUUUUUUUUCCUUUUCGACUGUUUUAAUUUGCUUUUGGAAUUUUGGAGUGGCUCAACACGGACUUCCGCUACGCAGAGCAGCCAUCGGAAGCUACGGGUAGAACAUCAACGACAGCGCUUAGGCAGCCCAAAAUUGUUAUUUUAUUUUUUACUACGAAGGGGAACUAAAAAGACGUGGUGCUAUGCAGGUGAACGUGGCGGGUCUUCGGAGGAACUUGAUGAACCUCGCGCACAAUUACUCUGAUGCGCAGAGGAAAGUACGAGAGGCAACUAGCAAUGAUACGUGGGGUCCUAGCAGCACGAUUAUGGCUGAGAUCAGUGAUCUCACCUAUAACGUGCUUGCCUCCACGGAGAUCAUGCAAAUGAUCUGGAAGCGGCUCAACGACCAUGGCCGCAACUGGAGGCACGUUUACAAAGCCCUUGUAUUGCUGGAAUAUCUGAUCAAGACAGGCUCUGAAAAGGUUGGUCAGCAGUGCAAGGAGAACAUCUAUGCAAUACAGACUCUUAAAGACUUUCAACAUAUGGACGAGGCAGGGAAGGAUCAAGGCCAGAAUGUCAGGGAGAAGGCGAAGCAGCUUGUGGCGCUGUUAAACGACGACGAAAGAUUGAAGAGCGAGAGGGCGCGUGCUCUGAAAGCCAAAGAACGAUUCGCCCAGAAUGCAAGCGGUUUCGGUAGCGACGGAGGGCUAGACACUCCAGCGAGCCCACGGUUUCCGGCGUUCCAGGGCAGCAGCGAGUGGAACACAAGCAGAGACUCAGUUGAAUUGCCUCGUGAUUUAGAAGUAGCUAGACCGCAGACUGCCGGGGAGGAAGAACUACAAUUGCAAUUGGCUUUGGCCAUGUCCAGAGAAGAGGCGGAGCAGGAGGAGCAGAAGAGGAGGUCUGACGAUGUGAGACUCCAAUUGGCGCUCAGUCAAAGUCAGCAGGAUUUCAAGACGACUCAAGACAAGCCCGGUAGCGCUCCUAUCAACUUAUUAGAUGUGGGAUUGGAUGAAGCCUCUAACAACGUUGAUCCAUGGGGAAUGCCGCAGGCCCAAAAGGCUCAGGUAGCUGCGUCGAGUCCGUGGCGUUCUGGAGGUGGGACUUCGCCGGUGCCACAACCAUUUGUAGAUCCGUGGAUUCCAACUGCAAUGCCGCGCCCUCCAUCGCAGCAAGGUAAACUUCCCGUACGACCGAUGGCGGAUCCCUGGAAUUCCAAGGUUACGCCAACGCCUUUAGUGGAGACUGCAAUUCGGAAUGAUCCUUGGUCUCCAGUCAGCCAGAGUUCAUCGGAUUUGGACGAUUUCGACGCCAUUACUAAUAGAAAUAGAACAAUCUCACCUCUCCCGGCAACGAACGGUACCACCAAUGGGAAUAACAAUAAUACACUAAUUCCGGACCCAUUCGAAUUGAAUCUGCUCGGCGAUAUGUUGCCGCUUACUAACGAAUCCAGUCCUUCGACUGGGGCCACUAAGAAAACUCCACAUUCCUUUUUGGGCGAAAAUUCGGCACUCGUUAAUCUGGACAACCUAGUUACAGUUGGUAAACCAGCGAAUCAAUUGGGAGCAGCAAACCCAUUUUCGGAUGGAACAGCUCCUGCGCCGGUAGCUGCGCCCCCACGGCCCAUAUUCAAUCCUCAACCACCGAAACCGACGAUGAAUCAGAUCAAGCAGACUGCGCCUUUCAUUGCAGGCGGGGAACUGGGCUACGGGCAAUCAGCGGUGCAAGCAGCAUUUGCGUCCAAUGGGGCUGCAGCGCCAUCCGUGGCGACUCAGCCGGAUCCUUGGGCUCCAGCACCAGCAACUACGAACACUGCAGCUUUAGGCACACCAUGGAUGAAACCAGGUGAAGCGCACGCCAAUCCGUUCCUUUCUUAGUUGUCAAACUACUUCAGCAAUUCUUAAUUAUUUUUAUUUUAUUUUUGAAUUGUUUUAUUUCCAAUUUUUGGAUAUACAUUUUAAAAGCAAAACAGAACAAAAGCAAUUUUAAACUAAAAGCUUUCUAAACAAAGACAAAACAUUACAUAAUUCAUCCUAACUACUAUAUUUCUAUAACACCAAAAUCUAAAAAAUAAGUUGAUACGGAAUGGGAUUAAAAAAAAAACAUUUUU